Biomphalaria glabrata is the source of this 12191-nucleotide messenger RNA. Its product is annotated as mucin-2-like. Bases 580 to 3015 code for a protein of 811 amino acids. The transcript has 9 exons. The record is from RefSeq and is a predicted model, not a curated record. NCBI's taxonomy places the organism in Eukaryota, Metazoa, Mollusca, Gastropoda, Planorbidae. Gene Ontology annotation, biological process: cell development; muscle organ development; regulation of transcription by RNA polymerase II. Gene Ontology annotation, cellular component: nucleus. Gene Ontology annotation, molecular function: DNA-binding transcription factor activity, RNA polymerase II-specific; RNA polymerase II cis-regulatory region sequence-specific DNA binding.
UCAGCUGUUUUGUGUGUGUGCCGACAGUUACGGUAAACCGUCCGGCUUCUAGUCAAUUUCAUGGAUUUUUUUGUUUGUUUCUCUUUCACGUUUAAAGGAUGUUCUGAAAAUUAGACCGUUUUAAUUUUGGCCUUGCGUUCUAGUGGACUUAUUUGGAUACUGUGCGUGUGUAGUCAAAGCUAUCGUUUACGGAUUUUAAUUUGUAUGUUAAAAUAAAAAGAAUACUUUAGGACCAGUGAAACGUUUUAACAGAUGUACCUACAUACAGGUGUUAAGAGGGUCUUCACUUGUUAGUCUCCAGACAGCGACUUCACUCAUUCUGGACAGAGUCUCACACCAACCCUGAACCUAUCCAUUACCAAGCAUUAAGCCGGUUUUUUUUUAAAUACUAGCCGACUUUCAAUACUUUGAUGGAAUAGUAAAAAGGCUGGUCCUGAUUGUAGCUUUGCGCUUUGAAAGAAAACGGAAAUUGGGCGUCAUAGAGGCUUAUGCAGGCUUAGCCAGCAUUGGGCGUACGCUGGUUCUUCGCAAACUCUCUAGGCUAAGCACUUGCAACCUGUUCAGGCCAAGCAUUGACUGAUGUCUAUCAUGAUAUGUGUGGACAGCGUCAACAAAGGAACAAGUGCUUUACCAGUUAUAAUAAUAGCUCCACCCAGGGGUGAGUCUGAGUUUCUCCUGGAGAUGAACACCAAUGAGGAAUUGGUCAAUCGGCCAUCAGAGAGUUGUCGAAAAGGGCAGCAUACUUUGAAUAGCUCAAUGUUGAAUUCUCAUCACGACAUCACACGAGAUUCUAACUAUUUAACUCUUAUUUCUGGAACAUCGGCUUCUUCCUUCAGCGGUGUGCCUACAUCUAUAGACGCAACUCCUAGAAUAGUGUUGGCUACAACAGAGUUUCCUAUUAUGCCUAGUUUAUGUAUAGCUAAAAAUAACUGCUAUCUACUUAACAGCUCAUCUCCUGAAAACCACAAUGUCACUCAGGCGACAAUGACUUUAUACAAAACUGAAGAGUCUGUAGCACUUUCAAAGCCUAGAACCACGCAGCAUCUUGACAACACUACAAGGAGUAUUCUCCAUCAAAGCCCGAAGAGCUGCAGCGCUAAGGACGAUCACCGUCAACAGAACUUUCUGCAGCAGCACCGCGAUCCGAAAAGUCUUUCUCAUUUAACUGGCAGCUUCAGGACGAGUUUUCAAGAAAACUCUGCGCAUGUUCAAACCAGCAGCAAUCUCGUCUCCAAAAGCUACACCCACAACCAGCUAAGCAGCACGCAUGUCAGCAGCCAAUUCGCUGCACUGCCCAAAAAGUCUUUCACGAAGCCUAGUAACCUCAACGAGAAACCACAUAAAGAAGGAACCAGGAGUUUGUCUUCUUCCUUAUGCUAUCAGACCUCUGCUGAUCAAACGACAACAGUGAACAGUACUCGAUGCAGCCCGGCCAGUUCUUUAGCCGAUAAGAGUUCGUCAUCCGUAAAGUCAUCCACAAGGUCUACUUCUGUUCACCAGUAUAAACUAACCAAUCACAAUACGUCUUUCAACGAAACCGUCAAUGCUAUUGAGCCAAUGGAAACAUUUGAAAAUACAGAGCCGGUAGUCCUUCAACCCUCCAACUCUAACAUUGCCACUUCGACACGCCCAUCCGAUGGCCUAUAUUCACAGGGCGCCUCGUUCAUUAACUCCCCAACAUCUUCCUACACCGGCGCCCUUACUUCCAACUCAGCCACACCAGCAAAUGGCGCUGCGUCAGGAUCGUUUGGCAAGCAAAAUGGUUCCCACAAUGUUCUUAGAAUGGAAUCAUCUAGCUCCCCUCAGCCAUCUAGGAUCCCCGUGCAGUGCAUAGCUGUUAAGCAACCAACAUCUUCAAACUCAUCACUGCCAGUUACUUCUUUCGCGUCUUUCAGAUCUCCUACAGUGUCUCCAGACUCGCACAUGUCUCCGCCAGAAUUUUCAGUCAAAGACUCUAUCCCUUCUCGAGCCGAAUCUGUUCAAGAACAAUCGGAUAUAUCUCCUUCAAAAUGCUCGCCGUCAAGUAGUGCAUCUCUAGUGCCGUCAAGUAGUGCAUCUCUAGUGCCGUCAUGUAGCACAUCUAUGCUGGAUAUGCCUGCUACGAAAUCGACUGAAACUCUUCGAGUAGAUAGCGGCAGACAACUUCGAGCCCGGAAUAAAAGUAGAAAAUUUCUGCCAGAAAAAACACGUCACAAGAGACAGACUUUGCAAGACAUGACGAGACCGUUGAAGCUCUGGCUGGUGAAGCACAGGGACAACCCGUACCCCUCCAAGACAGAGAAAAUUGAGCUGGUAAAAAAUAGCCACAUGUCUAUCAUUCAGGUCAGCAAUUGGUUCGCCAACGCCAGAAGGAGACUCAAAAACACCGUCAAGGGAGAGAACGUCUCCUGGGCUAAGAGGAUUAAGGCUUACAACAAUUUUGCUGAGGGCAAUGCAGAACUGCUGAGCAUCCCCUCGUCUGAUGAGGAGAACUGGGACUCUGACCAGGAAACAGAUAUGGACAAUCAGGAUAACUCCACACAGUCUGAGCCCCUUCACUGUGAUUCCAGUGUUCAGGAGUCUGUCUUGACCUCUGCACUCAGUGACACCGCUCUCAAUUCUGGCCAGAUCUCUCAGUUUCCAGUGACCUCUGCUGUUCGCAGUUGCGCCCCUUCCCCGGAUGAUCAUCAAGGCAGCGGCCAGAAAUUUAAACAUUCCAUUUUGCAGCGUUACCUGCAGCAGGCGAUACUUCCUGUGGAGGAUGUUGUAGCGUCUUCAGCCUCACGUCACAGGCACCUGUCGUCCUCUACUGGGUCACAUGACUUUGAGUACUUGUCCACCUCUUCCGUGUCAUCCCCUUCCCAUGAGGUGCACCAGGACUCGUUUGAUGAUUUAUCCGAGGACAUGGAGACGAUAGCUAUCAAAUUGAGACCCUCUGAGACAAGUAGUCUAAACAAUACUGAUGAGCUUUAUUGGAAAGAGAUUAGUGCCGCGCUGGCCCUCACAAGUCUCGCAAGAUGUCACGUGACUAAGUAGAUCUCGCGAGAACGUGAUCACACGAGACUUCAGUAAGACAACGGGAGAAGUGUCUCAACCAGGAAACCCCCCUUGCAGCCAGGAACAUUUUCUCGUGUCCUCGUCAACCAACCAGUGUAACCUUGCACUGAGGGAACUUCUUCCAUGGCGGAAAGUUUUAAUAAUGCUUAACAAAACAUGGCGUAGAAAUAAGAGAGAGCGUAAGCUUCGGAAUCAAUACCUCCUGGCUGUAAAAAUCAUUUAAGACUCUUUUGAUGACAUCACAUUCAUUAGGCCAAUAACAAACCUGAGGAUCUUUCAUCACCAGACAUGAAGAUCUUGCAUCACCAAACCUAAAGAUCUAGCAUCACAAAAACCUGAAGAUCUUGCAUAGCCAAAGGUCACGCAUCGCUAAACGUGAAGAUAACAAAGCCCAAAGGUCUUGCAUCGCUAAACGUAAAGAUCUUACAUAACAAAAGCUGAAGCUAUUACAUUACAAACCUUGAAGAUCUUUCAUAACAACUUGAAGAUCUUUUAUAACAAACCCUGAAGAUCUUGCAUAACAUAUUCUAAAGAUCUUGCAAAAAAAAAGAUUUUACUUUACAAAAAAAGAUCGCAAAAAUCGCAAAAAUUUAGCAUCAUGAAGAUGUUUCAUCACCAAACUUGAAGAUGUUUCAUCACCAAACUUGAAGAUGUUUCAUCACCAAACUUGAAGAUGUUUCAUCACCAAACUUGAAGAUGUUUCACCACCAAACUUGAAGAUGUUUCAUCACCAAACUUGAAGAUGUUUCAUCACCAAACUUGAAGAUGUUUCAUCACCAAACUUGAAGAUGUUUCAUCACUUAACGUGAAGAUGCUUCAUCACCAAACCUAAAGAUGUUUCAUCACCAAAUGUGAAGAUGUUUCAUCACCAAACCUCAAGAUAUUUCAUCAUCUAUCCUGAAGAUGUUUUAUCACCAAACAUGAAGAUGUUUUUCAUCACCAAACGUGAAGAUGUUUCAUCAUCAAAGCUGAAGAUGUUUCAUCACCAAACCUGAAGAUGUUUCAUCACCAAACCGGAACCUCUAGUCUAGCAUCACCAAGCUAUAAUAUGUUAUGUCUCGUCCCAAAGUCUAAACAUCUUCCAUCACCGAUUGAAUCAUUAGAUUAUGAUGGCUUCCUUAUGACAUGUGAUUAGAACUGUUAGCACUUUGGUCAGAAGUUUGAAAAAACCCGCCAAUAUCCACUUGGCGUCUUGCACGAGGUUAAAUAUUUUUGUUAAAAUAUGAAACUUACAUAUUACGUCAAACCAUAGCAAUUUAAAUUACAAUGGCCAGGACCGACAGCUAGAUCCAGAGGUUUAAAUUAACUCUUGACUGUAGUAACAGCUAGUUUUAGGUUUUACAAGCAGAUAAUGACUGAGGUGUAACCUGGAUCUUAAAUCGCCUUCUUUUUUCUGGAGAGAUCUUUUCUUGUAGUUGAAAGAUUUACAGAAAUGAACAGGUAUAUUUUCCACGUGAAAUGGGAGAGAACUGUGUCAAGUCCACAUGAAAUUGAGUGUUUUUUCUUACACACCAUUCUCUGCCCAUCUAUAUCUCGUAAUUCUGAACAAAAACUUGUUGUUUAAUCGGUUACUAGCUUGUAAGGCCAGUGUUUCCCAAAGUGGGGCUCACGUACCCCCAGGGGUACUCUGCGUUACAAAAAUUACAAAAGGGUACACUUUAGUUAAAAGUUUGGGAAGCACUGUAUUAAGCCAAUCGGUAACUAGAAACGAAAAUAGAAGGCCAUGAUUGCAAAUUCAUUAAGUUAAAACAUUUUGACCUCAAAUACAUUCUAGCAAAUUCAGAUCCUUCUUUUCCAUAUUUUUUUGACUUGUAAAAAAAUGCUCUUAAAGCAAUUUAAAUUUGUGAAACGAGUGGAUCCAAGACCAAUCGUUAGAGUUGACCCGACUGUAGAACUCGGCUGACCACUCGUGGCCUUCACAGAUCUGCAGUCAAACCUACUAUAAUGAUUGGUCUAGGUGGCGCUUUUGGUGGGAAAAGCAACUAAAUAACAGUAAUAUGUUAAUCGAAUCUUUCUGCUGGCAGUGGCUGACAGAACCUGCCAUAUAGAUAUGUGAUGUAAAUGUAAUUUUUGAAAUCUGUACUAACGUGACUGUGUGUGUCAAAAUGUGUAUGUGUUAGUAAUCUGAGCCUGUGUGCGUCAGAAUCUGUUUUUUUUUUAGCAUUUUGUCAGCCUGUGUAUGUGGUUUUUUUUUUGUCUAAUAUAUAUAUAUAGGCCUAUAUAAGGCUUGUCUUCGAGUCAUAAGAUUUAUAAGAAAUACAGUAUUUCACGUGGUUACGCAGACCAAGCUGCGACCUACUUAUUUUGCCGUAUUCAACGCAGACAAACUCAGAAUACGUAUGUCUGUCAAAGAUGUGCGUGUCGUGUUAUACGUACCUUCCGAUAUAUAUAUUUUUCUUGACAUCGUGGAGGUUUACACUAUAACAUAGGCUACAUGUAUCUCCUGUUAGAUUGUGUGUGUGUGUCUAUGAGUUCUAAUGUGUAUGUAUAAUUCAGUGUGAUGAGCCAUUUCUGCGUGUGAUCAUUUAUAUGCCUUUUUUUUGUCUGUGUAUGCGUUAUAAUUAUCACUCCAGUAUUUGCGGAACAGCGGACUGCCUAAAUGUAUAAAGGGGCUUAACCAACUGCGGGUUGGGGAGGGUGUGCGCAGAGCUUUUGAACCCCUUCAAGUGAAAAACAUUUUUAAUUAAAUAAAUUUUACCUUUAAUGAGCUAUAGCGUGUUCCUGGUAAAAAAAAAACAAAAACAUCCUCUCAGCAAUGUUAUAUGAACAGAUAAUAAAAAAUACCCUUAAAUAAGAUAUUUCUUAUAUACUUUGACAUCUUAGUUCAUUAAGCAAGCUGUUCAAUUAUUUUUCGGAUUUACUGCCAACUGCAGCUUAUCCUCAAGAACAUCUUUUUUCUUCUUCUUCUUCUAGCCAGCCUUUUUCCUGCCGAGCUGUAAGUUCUUUGCAGACCUUUCCAAAGAAAAAAUAGUGUGCUGUUUUCUUCAGUAGUUCAGCACACCCGUACAGUGGGUUGUAGUGGUAGUAGGGUCUGCCUAAGGUGGAUUAGGAACAGGACCGGCCUUAGGCCACUGCAACCUUUGCAGCCGCAGUAGGCCCCGACUUGCAUAGGCCCCGCGCUAAUACUAGGUGUAAAUUAAUAACUUAGAACAUUAUAACUUAUAAAUAAUAAGCGAGAUUUCGCGACCUCCUGAUUUUCCAGAGCCUCCUGGAAAUCUCCUGAAAACUCAUAAAAAUCUCCUGAAAACGCAAUAAAAAUCUCCUGAAAGAUAGACAAAAGUGUCCUAUUGGGGUGCCAAUCGUACGCGCGAUAACUUAAAACUGCAUUGUCAAGCUUUCAUUUAAUAAAAAUGGAUAAGAAUGUAUUUAGUAAUACAAAAUCUUUAUUUUACAUUAUGCUUAUCCCUACCCAGACUAGGCCACGCCAUUGUUAGGGCCGGCCCUGAUUAGGAAGGGGCAUUCAAGGAGGAUAUGGCUUACGGUCUAAUUUAGGGUGGGCGGAGUGUCCACAAGGGGGUAGAUGUUAGGAAUUUAUUUUAUGAUGGUAAUUGAACAGAGGAGUGUGUGGCCUGUCCUUAGUUGGAAGAUUGUAAAUUGCUCUUUCCGGGGUGAUGAAGUUAAUACUGUCCAGUUUGUUUGACAUGGACAAUUCUUCGUACAUAGCUCUAUUUGUGUUUCCUGAUGCCCAUUGGUUGAGCCACUCCUCUUUGUGAUUGUUGACUAACAUUGUUCUUAGGGUGAGGUAGUGAACAGGUCCAUAGAUGAUCCUGCCUUUGAUAGUUUAACUUAGUUAACAGAUCUAUCUGGUUGUUCAAUAGAGGAUCCAGCCUUUGAUAGUUUAUCUGAACAUUGUUCUUAGGGUGAGGUACUGAACAGAUCCAUAGAUGAUCCUGCCUUUGAUAGUUUAACUUCCUUUUCAUUUCCCCUAAUGUCUUAAGAACAUGGAAUUAUGAAGAUAGGCAAGCAGGACGAUUUGUAAUUGCUUAGUAUAUGUUGAUCAGUGGCGUUGCUAGGGAUUCAGGGGAUCCGGGGGGGAUUGACCUCUUUAGGGGCCGCUGCAUUUUGACAUUCAACAUCAUGACAUGAGAUAAUUGCGUAAUAUUAAAUGUAAAUAACACAUUUCGGACACUCUUUUUUUGGGGCCGUCAAGUUGGGGCCCGGGGCGGAUUUUUUAAUUUGGUCCCCCCCCCCUCCUUCCCUCACCCUUGCUACGCCACUGAUGUUAGUAUCGGAAAUAAUAUGAGUAUGUGAAGACGUGAUGUUCAAGGAAUCAAAAGCAGAAUAGAUUCACAUAGUCCGGAUAUCUUAUCUAUGCAUAUUACAUUUAAGAAGCUAUAAAUCAAUGUUGACAAUUAUUGCUAAUGUCUCAAUAUAACUUCUAAUAGUAAGAUCUAUAUGUUGGCCGAAAUCUUGUAAAGAAGAACAUCUAUAUCAGGCACUUCAAUAUCCACGGAGAGCUUUGUCCUUCCUAAGUACAUUCCAAUCAAGAUCUCUAAGUUUGAAAUGAAAUGUUAUCUCAAUUGACGUUCUGGUUAAAAUAAAAAAAAUAUAACUAGUCGACCCUCGGCGUAGCAUACGCCGCUAUUUUUGCAGGGCCGGCCUUAGGUGACCGCACUUAUGCCACCGCAGUGGGCCUCGCACUUUUCAUAUGACCCGCGCUAAUUCUAGGUGUAUAAAUCAUUAAAUUAAACCAUUGUAUAACUUAUAACAGAUUUCCCGCGGCCUCCUGUCAAUUUACUAGGAGCUCCUUAAAAAAUCUCCUGAAAUUGCAAAAUAUACGAAAAAGUCCUGAAAAUAUCCGGAAAUUAUUAAUUUCUUGAUAAAACUCAUACGAAUCUCCUGAAAUAUAUAGACAAAAAUAGGCAUUUUGGGGUGUCAUUCAAUAAGGAAAAUGCCAAUCCUACGCGCGAUUAAAAAAAAACGGCAUUAUCCCGUUAUUUUGGAAUCUGGUGAAAGAAGCUUCUCGCGCCUCAAACUAAUGAAGAAUUACUUGAGUUCAAAAAUUCUCGUAGAUAGAUUAAAACAUUUGUUAAUUCUUGCUAUUGAACGUUAUCUAUGUAGGAAAUAGAUUUUUUAUGAUAUACUGUAUGAUUUUGCUACACGCAAGGCUCGUAAAGUUCGUGACAUAACUCUAUCCGCAGAAAUUAAAGAGUGAUCUUUCCUUUACUCCUUCUUCCCGUCCAAACUCUUGAGCGAAGAAGAAAAUUAUAUAUUUAUAGACUGCGUUUAUUAGACAAUUAUACACAACAGAGAAGUAUUCAGUGGUAUAAUUAUUCAUGAUGGCUUAAUUAAAUGGUUUUAUUAGUAUGCACGUUUAAAACAGUUUUCAGAAUUGUUUAUUUAAUUAAAUUUUAAAGCAUGUCUUUUUAAUCUCAGAAUUACUAUUAGUAGCAUUGUAUUCUAAAAUAGUUUAAUAAAACAUUAGGACUUAUUUGUAUGUUAGAAUUUUUUGUAAAUAACACGACGAGGAUCUAUCUUGUAGUAAACGUAACGUUUGUAAUUAAUUCCCCUUUGUCCUCGGCCUCCUUCAGUUGUGAAACGACUGAUUCAUCUCGAACACUUUUUCAUAUGGCUGUGGAGCCCUAUUUCGGAGAGACACUCCCGUCCACAUAUAUUACAGGUCAAGGUGGCUUACGCUUUGGUGGUAGAGGAGCUGGCCAUUUUCUGUGUGGCACGUUUUUCUUUAAGAGUCGAGGCCCAUGUUUUCUCGCUGCCAAUAGCUUUCUUGGUCACUGUUUCUCUCCAACUAGUGCGUUCUAAGGCUAUGUCUUCCCAAUGGUCAGUAUCAAUUUUACUGAUUUUAAAUCCCUUUUUAUCACAUCAACAUAUCGGAAGGGGGGGGGGGCGACCAAUUUUUCUUGAGCCAGACGCUAUGUAACGUAAUGAAAUGUAAACAGUCCAAUUUAGUUUCAGGACAAUGAAUACUAGACAGAAUAACUAGUGGCGUCCUUCUGACAUUGUUAAUGUAGUCCUACCAAAGUUAAUGUAAUGAAAUAAAUAAAGCUUCUGCGAAAUAAAUACAAGUACUUAGCUAAAUCACAUUUAAAUUACAGAAUUACACAAUUUAAUUAGAGAUUUUCAUAUAUGGCGGGAAAACUAUAAAUAGCAAGAUUUUUGUGGUGUAUCUGGUGUGCAAAAUAAAGAGAGUGUUGAUUAGCUGUAUGUUUUUUUUUAAAGCUAUUCGAUACAUUUUUAGCUCUACCAUUUGUAACACAAAAUACAACUCGUAAUGGAGGAAGCUUCAGACCUUCACUCUAUGCAUUUUUGCAGUUUUAAUCUAGUUGGCAACUUUGAGGUUCAAGGUAGCGUCCUUGACCUUUUUUUUUCCAGUUUAACUUGAAAAUCUCCUAUCGUAAUACUAAUUUUACAGAAAUUACGUAAAAUAUAAAGGGUGGAACCUCUGCUAACUAGUACACUCGGUUAUGGAAAGUUGGUCCGUACACGAAAUGAUCGGUAUGUGAAUCAAUUGUCCCAUGAGAAAUAAAAGACAUAGAAGCCAUUGGUUCCCAGCCCAUGUUGACUUGCUAAUAUAGGAAAGUUCCAGGCUAUAAUGGUAUGUUUGUUUGUUUUUAAAUGAGAACAGGUAGAAUACAUUAUAAAAUGAAAUAACAAGAAAUUAGAAUAACAUACUGUUACGAGGGGUACUUCCCUGCAUGAGAACAUGUGGCAGUUUGAAAUCUUGGGUGACUAAUGCUUGGUCUGAGAGGGCUGGUCGAUGACAUGUCGGUGAGGUAUCUGUUCGGUAUCUGAAUUUUGUGCGGUAUCAGUUGCAAAGUUUGUUACGAAACUUUUGGUUAUUAACCGAAAUGUUCGCUAUCACAGGUGUUCGCUUAAGAGAGGCCGUAUUGCUGUUAUAAAAUACUAAAAAAAAAGUAACCCUUUCAGACCUUCCGAUCUCUGGUUGCAGAGAAUUUAAAACUCUUUUCUUUCUGUAGUCAACGGUUAAUGAGGGUGUCAUGUGGCCAGCACAACGACCAGCCGCCUUGACGUUCCCCUACUAAUGUCAGGUACCCAUUAGUCUAUGAUUACAGUUUGUUGGAUUCAGUGGUGACCUAAUGAUCCCGAAGUUUACGAUCUCAUUUUUCACCAACAUUUGAACCCGAGACACCUCUGUCCUAAAUCCAAGCUUUAACUAUUAACCACCACGUCCGAUAUUUUAUAAAACGCAAAUGAAAUUAGCAACACAUUUUUGCUAAGGUCCUUUAGCACAUGUGUUCAAUCGUUAUGUUUGCACUAAACACAUGUGUUCAAUUGUUAUGUUUGUAUUGAACACAUGUGUUCAAUUGUUUAUGUUUGCAUUUAGCACAUGUGUCUGCUUCUAUCAGUAAGUGCCAGCGAGUUUGUCUGUUGUUGACCAGGAUUAUAUCUGUGUAGGAACGUUGUGAGUCUGUGUUUAUCUGUGUAUGUUUCAAGCCCUUGUUAUAAUCCCUAUCUGUGUAUGUUUCAAGCCCUUGUUAUAAUCCCUAUCUGUGUAUGUUUCAAGCCCUUGUUAUAAUCCCUAUCUGUGUAUGUUUCAAGCCCUUGUUAUAAUCCCUAUCUGUGUAUGUUUCAAGCCCUUGUUAUAAUCCCUAUCUGUGUAUGUUUCAAGCCCUUGUUAUAAUCCCUUACUUGCUAACUGCAGAUACUGUGAUGCUGUUUUUUUUUUAUCUAUGUCAAGCUAUCCUUGUGUUUUGUUUUUUUAUUCUUUUUUGCCCAUGGGGGUGACUUGUUGCCAUUGUUGUAUUAUCUACAUUGACUGUAAUUACUUUUCAAACUUAAUAUAUCCUCACCCUCACCAAAGAUUAUGAGUUCAAUUCUCUUCAAUCUUGUAUUAUGUACAGCGUUUUCAUUUCUCUGUGAUCUCUGCCGUAGUGUUGAAGGACAAGUUUGACCUUGCCGGCCUUUUUUUUUUUUUUUUUGUAUGAUGUGCUCGGAGCCUUGUGAUUGGCUGGCCGCUUGGCUCAACUCGUUUUUAGAACGAGGCUGGGACGACAGAGCACGUGGCUCCGGACGAGACUAAUCGUCAUAGCAGGCCUGAACACUGACCCGUGACGUAUGGUCAGCCCUGUUGUCACGUCACAGGUCUGACGUCCAGAUCGGUGACAUGGCAACGAGCUAUUGGUCUCCAAUACCCAUAAGUUUUGACGUCGCAUGUCAGUGUUUAGGACUUCUAUAACGAUUAGUCUUGGUGCAGAUACAUUACAUUCUAUCCAAUUGGUUUUUAGACGAAAUGGUGACGUCUCUGCCUUCAUCCAAAUUGUAUUCUCGUAGAUUGUAAACAUGAAUAUGUGCGUUGAUUAAUCAGAUAAAGAACUGAUCAGCUGUAAACAAAAAGUGUUGUAAUACAUAAGACUGGAAUGUAUUGAUGAACUAAUCAGCUGUUCUAGUACCUCCUUUCGCCUCUGCGUUAACAUGUUCUUGAGCACACUGGUGUUAAAUGGCCUCCUUUAUUAUAAGAUCUCAAUAUUAUAAACUCUGCCAUAAUCUAUAUUCUUUUACUUGACAUUAUGUUCUAUAUCUCCCUUUUACGUUCCAUUAUUCUAGCUUAACAUGGAUACAGAUAUUGUGUAUAUAAAUUUGUUUUUCUUAAAUAUUUUUUAAAAACUUAAACAUUGGUGUUAUAGACUCAGGGCUGUGCAGUGACUGAAGGUAACUGAGUAAUUUUCUGUUUGAACGGUUUCUUCUUUAAAGCCUGCUUAUAUGAGUCUGAGAUAUGAUAGUCUUUUUUUUUUCCUGAAUAAGUUUUACAUUGACCUGCUCUCAACUACUCACUCAGUAAAUCCUCUGCACUGCCCUGAGAACUCAUAAUGCACAUUGUCACUGUUAAAAGGGAGUCAACUCACUAGUGCGUACUUCCAUUGUAUCACGUGACGUCAUUGUCGCCUGGCAACCAUAAUACAUGUAUAAACAAAUAUUUUAUGCAUAUAUUAAAUCAUCAGAACAUGAAGUGCCAUGUAUAUGUUUCUCGCUUUUCUGUUGCUGUCGCGAAUUUGUAAAUGAUCAAAUAAAAUAUCUUCGUCAUUAUCUGUUCAUAAUGUGGGUAACUGUGACAGACAUUGUUUUGUUUUUGCCAAUUUGUUCAACAAACCUUUUACUGUCUUUGAAGAUUUGAUCUGAACAAAUAAAAGAAUGUUUUUGUUUUGUUUUGCAAUAAAGGAUUUCUACAGAACGAAGAA